Messenger RNA from Strongyloides ratti, 1308 nucleotides. Its product is annotated as Protein FEV. The record is from RefSeq and is a predicted model, not a curated record. Gene Ontology annotation, cellular component: nucleus. NCBI's taxonomy places the organism in Eukaryota, Metazoa, Nematoda, Chromadorea, Rhabditida, Strongyloididae. Gene Ontology annotation, molecular function: DNA-binding transcription factor activity, RNA polymerase II-specific; sequence-specific DNA binding. The transcript has 4 exons. Bases 1 to 1308 code for a protein of 435 amino acids. Gene Ontology annotation, biological process: regulation of transcription by RNA polymerase II; cell differentiation.
AUGAAUAUUAGUAGUAAUACAUUUAUAAAUGAUUGUAAGAAGGAGGAGAAUAAUAUAUCACCAACAACAUUAUAUCCUUUUGUUUCAACAAUUACACAAUCAUCACCAACAAAUUUAAUUGUUUCACCAAAUUCACAUCCAACAGAUUCAUUGUUAGCAUGUUCAACAACUUUACAAAAAUUUUGUAGUAAUAAUUCUUCUUUGGAUAGAAAUCGUCAUACUAUUGAUAAUAGUUCAUUUAGUCAUGUGGAUUUAACAAAAUAUCCAGUUGAAGUUUAUAAUCGGUUAUUAACUACAUGUCUUCAGAUAAAUGUUGGUGGUCAAAUACAACUAUGGCAAUUUAUACUUGAAUUAUUAGGUAAUGAUCAUAUUUUUAGUUAUUGUAUCUCUUGGGAAGGUGGACAUGGAGAAUUUAAACUUCAUGAUCCAGAUGAAGUAGCAAAAAAAUGGGGAGAACGCAAAGGUAAACCAAAUAUGAAUUAUGAUAAACUUAGUAGAGCUUUACGAUAUUACUAUGAUAAAAGUAUAAUGACAAAAGUUCAUGGUAAAAGAUAUUGUUAUAAAUUUAAUUUUCCCGGUCUUGUUACUGCAUGUCAAUGCAGUCCAAAUUUUUCAGGAAAUAUUAAUCCUUUAAUUCAAGCUGAAUCAAUUCUUCAAAGAUAUACAGCUGGUUUUCAAAGGAAUGAUGUUAUAUUACCAAGUAUGACAACAAAUAGUCUUACUCAUAAUUUAUCUUCUUAUCAAAAUAAAUCACCUUAUCAAAAUUUUCUAUCAAGAUCAAUUAUUACAAAUACAUUACAUCCAAAUUCUUUAGCAAAUAAUGAACAAUUAUCUGGUAUAUCAGGUACUUUUUCACAAUAUCCUUCAACAAUUGUUUCAUCAUCAUCAACAAACAUAAAUUCAUUUCGUGACAAAGAAUCUAUUAGAGCUUAUUGGGCACCACAUCCAAAAGGUGAUAAUAAAAAAAAAGUAUUUUUAGGUGAUAAUAAUAAUACUAGAUUUAAUUCAUCAUUGACAAGUGAAAGUAACAAUAUGGCUAAUAAUGUUAAUCAUCACAUAAAUACAUUUAAUACUUCUUAUUCUAUGUAUCCAAAUAAUAAUUCAUAUAUUAACCAUUCAUAUCCAAUGAUGGCAUCUAAUACAAUGUUUUCAAAUUCAUCACAUCUUUCCACCCAAUUACCAUUUGACUUUAGAAGACAAUACAUGGAAAAUAUGAAUUUUCCUAUGAAUGUUAAUAUUACAUUACAUCAUCAACAACAAAAUCAACAUCUUCGACAACAACAUCAAAUACAAAAUCACGACCAAUAA